AUGGUUGUUCAUUACAGUGAAGGAACAUUAAAAAGCAUAUCUACGGAUUCUUCAAUAUCUAAAACUCGUUCCAAGAGACCUUUUAUUGUACUAGGUUUUCUUUUAAUAGCUUUCUUAGCUGCUAUGUUAACUGUUUACAAUCAAAUAAAUGCUAAUAAUAAAAUCUGUGCCACUCCAUAUUGUGCUAAAGCAGCAAAGUAUUUAAUUGAAAGCAUUGAUGAAACAGUUGACCCAUGUGGAGAUUUUUAUCAGUUUGUUUGUGGAACAUGGAUUAAAAAUAGUCGGACACCUAAUGAUUCAACUAUAUUGGCUUUAUUGCAAACAAAAUUAGAUGAUAGUAUAAUUGAUAUAUUGACGUCAUCAUCAACUAAUGAUACAAACGAACUUAAAGCAAUAAUAAAUGCCUCUAAUUUUUAUCAUUCAUGUAUAAAUGAACAACAUAUUGAAGAUGAAGAUAUUAAUCGAAUACUUUCAUUGAUUAAUAAUGAAUUUGGUGGUUGGCCUAUUACACAAAGUUCAUGGGAUAAUUCAACUUUUGAUUUAUUAAAUCUUUUACUUAAACUACGAAAAUAUCAGAAUAAUAUUAUAUUUGAUAUCGGUACAUCAAUUAAUGAUAAGAAUUCGACAGAAUAUGCUCUUGGAAUCGGCCAAGGUGGUCUUGGAUUAGGUGAACGGGAAUAUUAUAUGAACGAAUCAAAAAUUACUGUGGCUUAUCGACGAUGUAUGUUUGAUUUAGCAUCAAUAUUAUCAAAUGAUACAUCAACAAUCGAACAAGAUGUGAAUGAUAUGUAUGAAUUUGAAAAAGAACUUGCAAAACAUUAUUGGACAAGUGUCGAACAGCGACUCCGAUCAAAUGCAACAAUUCGUACAACUGUUGGAAAACUACGACAAUUAUUUAAUACAACUUUUGACUUUACUAAUUAUUUAACUUCAGCUUAUGCAUCAACUAAUGUAACUCUCAUGGAUAGUGAUCUUGUCAUUGUAGAAGAAACCGAUUAUUUAUAUAACGUUUCAUCAAUUAUUGAGCAAGUGUCACCACGUAUAUUACAAAAUUAUGUUAUAUGGCGUUUUAUGAUGAAUCUAAUUGGCGCUUUACCAAAGCGAUUUCGAAGCAUUAAAGACAAUUUUGAUCACGUAUUCCGUGGAACUACUACUGAACAAGCACGUACAGUUAUUUGCGGACGUUUUGUAAAUAGUGUUAUGGGAUUUGCUAUAUCAAAACUUUAUAUAAAAAAAUAUUUUGAUGAUAAUGCUCGAAAUCAAACACUUGAAAUGAUUGCUAAUCUUCGAAAAGUAUUUAUUGAUAUGCUUGAAAAUUCGACAUGGAUGGAUAGUAUGUCAAAAACUAAAGCCAUAGAAAAAGCUUUAGCUAUUGAUGAACAAAUUGGAUAUCCAGACUAUUUAGGUAGUGAUAAUGUUACAGAGUUAGAAAUAUAA
Adineta steineri is the source of this 1437-nucleotide messenger RNA. The record is from the annotation of a GenBank genome assembly. Lineage: Eukaryota; Metazoa; Rotifera; Eurotatoria; Adinetida; Adinetidae.